GGACACAGCAGAUCAGCAAUCAGCGCAAAGAGCCGAUGACUUAGGCUCAGUCACGUGAUCAGCUGUGUCCAAUCACAGCUGAUCACUGAUCAUUAAGGCACUGAUGAUCAGUGCCCUGAUGAUCAGUGUAGCCUCAUCAGUGCCACCUGUCAGUGCAUAUCAAUGCCACCUGUCAGUGCCCAUCAGUGUAUAUCAAUGUCACAUAUCAUUGCCUACCAGUGCACACCAAUUCCACAUAUCAGUGCCCAUCUGAGCUGCCAUUUAGUGCCAACUAUCAGUGCCAGUCAGUGCCACCUAUAAGUGCCAGUCAGUGCCACCUAUCAGUGCCUGUCAGUGCCGCCUAUCAGUGCCCGUCAGUGCCGCCUAA
This is a messenger RNA of Staurois parvus, 367 nucleotides long. The record is from the annotation of a GenBank genome assembly. Lineage: Eukaryota; Metazoa; Chordata; Amphibia; Anura; Ranidae.